AUGGCUACAGCAGCUAACAUCACGAAAAAACGCAAAUUUAUUCGCGAAGGUGUCUUUCAUGCUGAAUUGAAUGAAUUCUUCACCCGUGAAUUAGCUGAAGAUGGUUAUUCAGGACUCGAAGUUCGUGUUACACCACAACGAACAGAAAUCAUCAUUAUGGCAACUAAAACUCAACAAGUACUUGGUGAAAAAGGUCGCCGUAUCCGAGAAUUAACAUCAGUCAUUCAAAAGCGUUUUGGUUAUCCCGAAAAUUCCAUUGAAUUGUUCGCUCAAAAAGUUGUCUCACGUGGUCUAUGUGCCAUCGCACAAGCUGAGUCCCUUCGUUACAAACUCAUGGGUGGACUUCCAGUACGACGUGCUUGCUACGGUGUUUUACGUUUUAUCAUGGAAUCCGGCGCCCAAGGUUGCGAAAUUGUCGUUUCAGGUAAAUUACGUGGUCAACGUGCUAAGGCCAUGAAAUUCAUUGAUGGCUUGAUGAUUCACUCUGGUGAUCCGGUCAAUGACUACGUGCAAUUCGCUGUUCGACACGUUCUUUUACGUCAAGGUGUACUUGGUAUCAAGGUUAAGAUUAUGUUACCCUAUGACACCAAAGAAGGCAAAGGCGCUAAGAAACCAUUACCUGAUCAUAUCUCGAUUGUUCAACCCAAAGAUGAAACACCCAUCACUACUCCAUACUCGGAACCCAAAGAACGCAAAGCCGAACCAUUCCCUCAACAAAUGGGUCAUCCUCAACAACUACCACCGCAACAACCGCACAUGCAACAACCACCAUUGCAAGCUGGCAUGCCCGGAAGUUACGGAUAUUAG
This is a messenger RNA of Adineta ricciae, 807 nucleotides long. NCBI's taxonomy places the organism in Eukaryota, Metazoa, Rotifera, Eurotatoria, Adinetida, Adinetidae. The record is from the annotation of a GenBank genome assembly.